This is a messenger RNA of Ipomoea triloba (trilobed morning glory), 2158 nucleotides long. Its product is annotated as probable sulfate transporter 3.5. NCBI's taxonomy places the organism in Eukaryota, Viridiplantae, Streptophyta, Magnoliopsida, Solanales, Convolvulaceae. Gene Ontology annotation, biological process: transmembrane transport. Gene Ontology annotation, cellular component: membrane. Bases 41 to 1969 code for a protein of 642 amino acids. Gene Ontology annotation, molecular function: secondary active sulfate transmembrane transporter activity. The record is from RefSeq and is a predicted model, not a curated record. The transcript has 11 exons.
UUCCUUAGCUUCCUCUUCCAACUAAGUAAUAGCCAAUAAGAUGACGAAUACCGAGACUAACGAAGACCGGCCGGCGGUGAACUUCGCCGAGCCACGGAGCUUCAGAACUGUUCUCAACUCCAAAAUCAAGGAAACCCUUUUCCCAGACGAUCCAUUUCGUGAGUUCAAGAACGAGCCAUUUUCACGCAGGGUCACUAUGGGAAUCAAAUACUUCGUCCCCAUUUUUCAGUGGCUACCAAAGUACAAUCUGCAGCUCUUCAAGUACGAUCUUCUCGCCGGAAUCACCAUCGCCAGCUUGGCAAUCCCCCAGGGAAUCAGCUACGCUAAGCUCGCCAAUCUCCCUCCGAUCAUCGGACUCUAUUCGAGCUUUGUUCCGCCGUUAAUCUACGCGGUUUUCGGAAGCUCAAAGCACUUGGCAGUUGGGACGGUGGCGGCUUGCUCGUUGAUCAUAGCCGCCACCAUUGAAGAAGCCGUGAACCCACAAGAAAACUUGCAACUUUAUCUUAGUUUGGUGUUCACCGCCACCCUUAUCUCCGGUCUGAUUCAGACAACUUUGGGUAUUUUAAGACUGGGAAUAAUAGUGGAUUUUUUAUCGCAUUCAACCAUCACUGGGUUUAUGGGAGGGACGGCUAUGCUGAUAUGCUUGCAGCAGCUGAAGGGCAUGCUUGGGUUGCAGCACUUCACAACGCAUACGGAUAUGGUGUCCGUUUUGCGUGCCGUUUUCAGAAAUAGAAAUGAGUGGAAAUGGGAGAGUGCAGUUGUUGGUAUUAUCUUCCUAGCUUUCCUACAAUUCUCUAGAUAUGUGAAGAAGAAGAGACCAAAUCUAUUUUGGGUUUCGGCCAUAGCGCCGAUGGUGACUGUAAUAGUGGGCGGGCUGUUUGCCUAUUUCGCACAUGCGGACAAACACGGCAUCCCGAUUGUGGGACACCUAGAUAAAGGAGUAAACCCUUCUUCAAUCCAGAAGUUAAACUUUGAUCCUAAAUACAUCUCUGCACCUAUUAAAGCAGGAAUCAUCACAGCAUUUGUAGCUCUUGCUGAAGGAAUCUCCAUAGCCAGAAGCUUCGCCAUCAUGAAGAACGAGCAAGUGGACGGCAACAAGGAGAUGAUAGCCUUCGGGCUGAUGAACAUCAUCGGCUCUUUCACCUCCUGCUACUUGACCACCGGCCCCUUCUCCAAAACCGCCGUCAACUUCAACUCCGGCUGCAAGACCGCCAUGUCCAACGUCGUCAUGUCCGUCUGCAUGCUCUUCACUCUCCUCUUCUUGGCGCCGCUCUUCAGCCACACCCCUCUCGUCGCCCUCGCCGCCAUUAUCAUGUCCGCCAUGCUCGGCCUCAUCGAGUACGACAAGGCCUACCAUCUUUACAAGACCGACAAGUUUGAUUUCUUGAUUUGCAUGGUCGCCUUCUUCGGGGUUUCCUUCGUCAGCAUGAACGUUGGCCUCACCCUAUCGAUUGGGCUUGCUGUGGUGAGGGCACUUUUGUAUAUAGCUAGGCCAGCAACAUGCAAGCUUGGGAACAUUCCAGACACAGGAAUGUAUAGAGAUGUGGAGCAAUACCCAGGAGCAAAAGGAGUUCCUGGAAUCUUAAUUUUGCAGCUUGGCUCUCCAAUUUAUUUUGCUAAUUGCAAUUAUAUUAGAGAAAGAAUCCUGAGAUGGAUUAGAGAGGAUGAAGAUUCUAAAGGAAAUGACAUUGAAUAUUUACUACUGGACUUGGGAGGUAUUACAUCAAUCGAUAUAACAGGAGUGGAAACUUUACUCGAAAUUAGAAGAAGCUUAGAAGCAAUGGGGAUUAAGAUGAUUUUGAUAAAUCCGAGGGUUGGGGUGAUGGAGAAGUUGAUAGUAACAAAGUGCAUAGACGUGAUUGGAAGAGAUGCAGUGUUUUUGUCAAUUGAAGAUGCCAUUCAUAGUUGCCAAUUCUCCCUCAGAAAAUCUGCAGUCCUUACAAAAAUUCAAGAACCUGAAACUGUCUAAGAUUUUGGAAAUUAAAUGCACAAGCAUAGAUAGUUUUUUUUUUUUUUUUAAUAAUUAUAAAAAUAGAAAUAAAGGCGUAAGAUAUGAUGAAGAUCAUGUUGUAUUCCAGCCCAGUUGUAUUCAAGAUGUAGGCCGUAAGGCCUUUUAAUUUAGUCAAAUCAUUCUAGGCCUAUAUGGUUUUGAGAAUUU